UGAUUCAAUAUUCACUAGUAUUCAGUGUUUGAUAGGUUAUGUUAUAGUAUUCUAUUAUUUCUAUUCCGAAAAUUACAUAUUAUUUAUCGUAUAAUACAAGUUUUGGAAAGAAAAAAAAUCAUAAUGGAGCUCCUGGUUGCGGAUGUAUCACAUAUCAAAUUCGAUAUAGAAGUAGCUUUACAAGAACAGUUCGGAGCUUUAGCUUUACCUUUUGCUGGAAUGGAUAAAUCAACUGCAGCGGUUUGUCAGUUUUAUGCUACAACCAUGAAUUGCUCCAAGGGACCUCAGUGCCCAUUUCGACACGUUCGUGGUGACAGAACUAUUGUUUGCAAACAUUGGCUUCGAGGAUUAUGCAAAAAAGGGGAUCAAUGUGAAUUUUUACAUGAAUAUGAUAUGACCAAAAUGCCUGAAUGUUAUUUUUACUCCAGGUUCAAUGCUUGCCAUAAUAAGGAAUGCCCAUUUUUACACAUAGAUCCUGAAAGCAAAAUCAAGGAUUGUCCAUGGUACGAUAGAGGAUUUUGCCGGCAUGGACCUCAUUGUCGACAUCGACACGUGCGAAGGGUACUUUGUACGAAUUAUUUAACUGGAUUUUGUCCUGAUGGUUCUAGCUGUAAAUAUAUGCAUCCUCGCUUCGAAUUGCCAGCACCUCCUGACCAAAACACCAAAGAUCAGAAAAAGUUGCCAAUCAUAAUUUGUCAUUUUUGUGGAGAACAUGGUCACAAAGCUAUCAAUUGUCUAAAGAUUAAUCCCAAUAAUAGAGAAGUUGCACAAGAAGAAUCGAAUUUAAUCAAACCCCCUAUUCAGAACAACCACCAAGAAAAAUUCGAUCCACAGAAUCAUUUCUUGCAGAAAAUGUUUCCAAAAAAAUUGGAAGAUGUUACUUGCUAUAAAUGUGGUAGUAAGGGGCACUAUGCAAAUAGGUGUCCUAAAGGACAUUUGGCUUUCUUAUCUAGUCAAACAAAAGAAAAAGAAAAUGAUCCUGAGCAAUGACCCCAAUUUUGGAUUUAGAUAGGUUUUCAACGAUAACAGUUAAACCCCCAUGUUUUUUCCUUCAAGUCAUGGUAGAGUGUGUACAUAGUCCAUCAAUUUUCGGCAGAGCUUCUUUGAUUUUGUGGCAUUAGUAAUACUUUUAGGAAUAUUGUUAUAAAUUUGUACACUUCCAUACGCUGGUGAGUUCUGAGCCUUUAGAGUCCUCUGGAGUAUUCAUUUCUUAAGUUUGAUGUAUUUCUAACAUUGUAGUUGUGAUUGUACAUAAAUUUAGUCUGCUCAAAUAUUUAAAUUUUUUCGAUGUUCCAAAUUUGUGUUUCCUCAAGCCACCAACAAAAGGACUUUUUUUUAUUUAAAAAUUAUGUUAAUAAUAUAUCUUGACUAAGGUUUCUAUUAAAAUAUAAUAUAGAUAUUUUGUUAAAAA
This is a messenger RNA of Harmonia axyridis, 1411 nucleotides long. It is a transcript of the gene Clp, whose product is annotated as cleavage and polyadenylation specificity factor subunit 4. Lineage: Eukaryota; Metazoa; Arthropoda; Insecta; Coleoptera; Coccinellidae. The coding region runs from base 124 to 990 and encodes 288 amino acids. The record is from RefSeq and is a predicted model, not a curated record. The transcript has 3 exons. Gene Ontology annotation, molecular function: zinc ion binding; RNA binding.